Aspergillus neoniger CBS 115656 is the source of this 1357-nucleotide messenger RNA. RefSeq lists its product as uncharacterized. The coding region runs from base 254 to 979 and encodes 241 amino acids. NCBI's taxonomy places the organism in Eukaryota, Fungi, Ascomycota, Eurotiomycetes, Eurotiales, Aspergillaceae. The transcript has a single exon. The record is from RefSeq and is a predicted model, not a curated record.
GUUAGUUCCCUCCAUACCCCUGAAGGUCAUUUGCACAUCCCAUUUCCACACCCCCUCCUCUUCUCCCUUCUCCCCAUCUUUUUUGGCCACUGCUAAAACUACUAAAGAAACUCUAUUCCCGCUCUCCCGGCCCAAUGGACUGUCACUUCCCCCGCAUCUUGCAGAGUGCUAAUGCCAUUCCUUCUCUCCUGCUGCUGUUGCUGCUGCCAACAAUAACAUCUCUCUAUCUACUACUUAGCCAUUGAUCGAAUCAAUGCCUGACAACAACACUACUUCUUCCUGGCCAGUAAUAGGCUGCCACCGCUUCUCAUCCUUCCGGUCCCUUUUCACCUCUGCCGGUAAAAUGGAUAAGCCUUGUACUACUCCGACUAGUCUCUCGGAGCCUCUACUACCCAACACCAUCAAUACUACUACUAUUACUACCCGCCAACCAUACUCACCAUCACAACCACAACAACAACAACAACCAGACCUAUUCGCAUCCAAAAUAUCCAAACCACUCCUCCACUCACCACCAAUAUCCGAACCAGAAACACCCACCGAAAACAAAACCGCCUCUUUCAUCUGGGAAGACAUCAACCCCCCAGCCGAAUACUACCUUGCCGACAAAUCAACAUCAACACCACCCUCACCACCCCCAACCUACACAUUCUUCCAACAAGACCAACAACGACAACAACCAUCACCACAAGACAAAGAAGCUAUGAUCGACACAACCACCAGAUCCAUCCCCGUCUCCCCCCUCCCAGGCUACAACGACGUCAGCGGCGCCGUCAUCGUCGACUACGACGGCUUCCCGCACUUCCUUUCCCCCCAGGAAGAAGAGGAAAGGAAAAUGAAGCUCCAGCGCGCCGUACAGGAGAAAAUGCUCGGCUUACCGAGGCAGACUAGCUUCGAGUGGGAAAGACCCCUGUCUGCUGGGUCAGCCGCCGGGUGGUUGCCGAGGUAUUCGCCUGCGAAGAAGGGAGCGCAGCGGUGAUACCUGUCCCUACUGGACCAUUGCGCGUUCAUUCUAUUACCGAGUUGACGGUUGGACUGUAUGCUGAGUAUUGAUUUGUCUGUUGAUGGAUCGAGAAGCAUACGUGCUUACCGGCUGCUUUGCGCUCGAUAGGGGAGUUCGUGGGGAAUGUUCGUGCAAGAGGAUAUAUCCGAAGGUGUGAUUACUCACUACCUUACCUAUUGCGCUGCAGCAAAGCAUUACGAUUAAUAAAUUAUGACCGAUACGACGAUUCCCAAGAGGGAGAAGAACAGAAGACAGACAAAUGUCGGGGAAGUCGAACCAAACUGUGACUUUUGUUGUUGUGUUGUGUUGUUGUGUACCAAUCCCACAUACCAUACAUAGUAAUCAAUCCAAGCU